AUGGUGGUUGGUGGCAAACUGGCAAGUGGCAAUGGAGUCCACAUCUGUAAAUUCCAAUCCCACAAAAACGCCACCACACCGCACCACCACCGACCGGAGUGAGAGAAAGUGAGAAACAAAAGAGACGCACACAAAUAGAAAGAAGCAUCUCAAUCUCCCAAAAUUCACUUCUCUUAUUCUCUCUCUAUCACGCCAUUAAAUUUUGAUUCUUUUUCACCCUACCAAUUCAAUUCCUCUCAUAAAUUUAACAAAUUAUUUCGUUUCAGCUCUACCUAGCUCAACAAAAACACCUUUUUAGUCCCGUUUUUUGUAUACCCUAGAUUUUACGUUUAAUUGGUUCAUUUCUGAAUUCUGAUUAUCGUUUAGUCGCUAAAGUUCUAAUCUUUCCCCCCAGAAUGGACGAGUUUGGCGUGUUGACCGAAAGGUUUGGCUUGAAACCGCAGGGAAAAUCGGCUCCGAUGGCCUCAUCGAAGCGACCCACAGGUGUCGGUGGAUCCCAACCUGGAAUCAAUUCGUUCAAUCCCCCCAAAUCUUCUUCCCAAAACGGAUCCAGAUCUCACCAACACUCCGAUUUUGAUUUCGAUGGCAUUUUCAGCCCAAGCAACAAUAAGAAAACACAGAAUUUCGGUGGUCUCGGCGAUGGCAUUGACGAUAUCUUCGGCCCGGGCGCUAAAUCUAAUACCAGCAAGGGUUCUUCCUUCGAUUACGAUUCGAUAUUUGGCGGUUCGAACAGGCCGGUUUCGAAGCCUGCUUCGAACAAUGAUUUUGUGGACGACAUAUUCGGUGUAAUGCCCGAGAGAAAAGGCGUUGGUGUUGAUGAUCUGUUAGAUAAGAUUGGAGGGUUAAAUUCUAGUACCAGCAACAAAAGCUCAUCCAAUGUGAAAAAAGCACCUGAUUUUGAUGAAUUGAUACCUGGGUUUGGUGGAAGCAGCUCUUCAAAGAAUGGAAGAGCAAGUAAUAAGUCUCCUAAACCAACUGCCACUUCAAACAAACCUGCUGCCACCUCUCAUGAUGAUCCAUUUUUAGUGUUUGAAACCACUUCACGCGCAGCAUCUUCGGAAUCAUUCUUUGACUCUUUGGAACAGAUUAAUAAGUGGAAUAAUUCCAAAGGUACAAGAGACAGCUCCGGUGCUUCCCCAAUAUUAAGACCUCCACCUAAGGCAACAAAUGUUACAUACUCAAAUAAAGUUAACAGCUCAAACGUAUCAUCCAUAGAUGAGCUUGAGGAAUUUGCCAUGGGUAAGAUGCAGAAUAAUGCUACCAGAAAGGCCAAUAUAAAUACUGGUGACACUAAACGAAACUUAGCUGCAAAGAUCAACAAAAAUAAAGGAGGUCCGGCUGCAAGAGUGAACCAAUCAAAUGGCAUGGACGAUCUUGAAUCCUUUUUCGGCACAGGCACUCGGUCAAGCAGUGUACCAAAGUCAAGGGCUUCAAAUAUGGAUAAUACGUUUGAUCAUCAAAUGAAUGAUAAAGGGAGAUCUGGGGUGUCACAAGGGGUGCCACCUGUUUCCUCUGCCAGUGCAAAGAAACCUUCAGCAGUGACAUCUUUUGAUGACCUAUCAUUAAUUUUUGGUGGUUCGCCAACAUCUGAAUUCCAGGAAAUUGAAGGAGAAUCUGAAGAGAGACGAAAAGCAAGAUUGCAACGUCAUCAGAGGACCCAAGAGCGAUCGUUAAAAGCAUUGGCUGAUAUGAACCAGCGUGACCAUCAAACUAAAAUGGAGCAAGAAGAGAGACAUAGAAUCGCCAAUUAUACGGAUGUUCAGAUAAAGAGAUGGGCUGCAGGAAAAGAAACCAAUAUGCGGGCAUUGCUAUCAUCAUUACAAGAUGUUCUUUGGCCAGAAUGUGGAUGGGAGCCAGUGUCAAUUACAGAUAUGAUCUCUUCCACUUCGGUGAAAAAGGUUUACAGAAAAGCAACUUUAUGCAUUCACCCAGAUAAGGUCCAACAGAAAGGUGCUACUCUUGAACAGAAAUAUAUUGCAGAGAAGGUUUUUGACAUCCUCAAGGCAGCGUGGACCAAGUUCAACGCGGAAGAGCUUUCUUAGACCCCCUGCUAAAUUUUCUUUGCGAAUCAUAGCUGUAUGUUUAGGACUUGUGCGCGUCUUCAGUUUGGGAAUAUUCACUUGAAUUGUUGGUUUUGUGCGGUUGAGGAUAUAACUUGGCAAGAGUUUCUUUUUCCUAAUGCGUUUAUGUUUGGAAUGUUCUUUUUAAGAAGUUGUAUUGUACAGUAAUGUACUUAAAUGUUCAUCGAGGUUAAAUGUUCAUUGAGGUCAGUGUACAAAAUUUGUAGUGCUCCUUAGCAAUUUAGACAUGCCUACAUAAAAUUCAGCCAUCCCUCAAAUUAGAGGUUAUCUCUUAUUUAGAUUGUGCACGUUUGUACACGUGCAUUUGAUAUGUUGUAUGAAUAAUAUAUCAUUGAUUUUUUAUUUAUUCAGCAAUAUUUGUUUGUGAUCUCGAAUU
Molecule: messenger RNA, 2457 nt
Organism: Arachis ipaensis
Lineage: Eukaryota; Viridiplantae; Streptophyta; Magnoliopsida; Fabales; Fabaceae
Product: Chaperone DnaJ-domain superfamily protein
Biological process (GO): clathrin-dependent endocytosis; clathrin coat disassembly
Cellular component (GO): cytoplasm; intracellular membrane-bounded organelle; vesicle
Molecular function (GO): clathrin binding
Source: RefSeq, a predicted model, not a curated record